GUCGUCUCUGAGUCGUCUCCAAGUCGUCUUGGGUCGUCUCUUUAGAUUUCUAUCUUUAUUGCUCUCUCUCUUUCUAUUUUCCCACCUCUAUCUCUAUUUCCCCUUCCGCCAUGCUCUCCAUCACGCCUUCCAAUCUCGCCGCCCUCCACCCGGUCCACCACCUCAUCCUCGACGAACUCAUCGCCUCUGCCCCCCACUUGGCUCUCCUCCUCUGUCGUUCAGUAUACAAACGCGUCAUCCCCAUACUCUACGCCCAUGUCCACUCUACGCCAGCUCUCUUCAAGGGUCUACAGCGAGAAACAGGAUACGAGAGGACAGAAGACGCUUUGUGCAACACAAAGUCUCUGAGCGUCGACGGCUCUACGAGUCUCCAUGCCAUCUGCGACCUCUCGUCCGGAUCAUCUGAUCCAUUCUCUAUUCUUUACAAGCCUCAGAAUACUCGCCGACUCUACCCCCGCCCAUACCACAUUAUGUUGCCCUAUCUUGAACGCCUCGAGCUCAGCUUUUCCGCACUACAGCCGCCGGUGAUCAGAACUGGUCCUGGUAUAGUCCAGCGUCGGGGACGCGGGCAGGGUGUUGCCACGCGCAUCGCUGACCAAAUGCCGAACGAUCUUCGGGAGAUUGUCUUCCAUCUGGACGAGGGUACGGCGGGAGCUUGGAAGGAGCUUAACGGCCACCUCAUGUCCAUAGGCCCGGAGGAAGCUGUCGUCUUUGUCAAAGGAGAGGCACGAAAAGGAUAACUCGUCAAGACUCCUGAUGGCGACCAGAAGAGACUGACUUUCGGACGAAUAGGGGAGAAGCUGCCGACUUCAUGCACCAACGGCCAGCGUCUUUGUGUUUUUGUCGGGACUCAAAAGCCCUGGGACUCACUCAAUGGCGAAGAGCGGGAAGACUACGCCAUCUCCAUGAGCCUGGCACUGGUCGAAUACGCUCAGGGCUCCGUCGGGGCCCACAUCGAAGGCGAAGAUUGGUUAGAGGCUGAACAGGAAGAGUCGCCUUUAAUCGCCGAAGUCGAGUUUCACUUGCCUUCUUUCAAGAAGGUGCUGGCUCAGAUGGACGGGGAAGGAAAGAUGGAUGUGGACGCGCUCGUGAGGCAGGGGCGAUUGAUGUUGAAGGAGUUUAAUUUCAAGGAAGUGGAAGCGCUGGGUGAGCUGAAGUGGCGUUGGUGAGGAGGCAGUCGGAGAAUGAUACCUCGACGCGCGUGUCUCCUGGACUAUUAUGAGCGAACAGUAUACCGAACGGCUCCUGUACCCUCAUCACUCCCUUCGCUUUCAUCCCGAUCGUGUAUGUGUGCCCCGACGCGGCCUAUCCUCCGCCACUCUCACUUUCUUCGCCGUCCCUUCUGCUACCCGAGGCGCAUCGGCACCAUCUUCCCAUCCUUCCCCACAGCAGGCGCGGCUCUCGACGCCGAAUUUGCCGACUAUAUCCAUUUUGAGAGCACGCUUCCUCUCUAUCCUCAGACUGUAAAACGUGGACCUUGCGAGACAGUACAAGUAGAUGUCGUGUACUCUGUAGACGGAUAUAGAUUUGUUGUAAGCAAAUCCAGUAUAGUUUCAUGUAUCAUGGGG
Molecule: messenger RNA, 1568 nt
Organism: Cryptococcus amylolentus CBS 6039
Lineage: Eukaryota; Fungi; Basidiomycota; Tremellomycetes; Tremellales; Cryptococcaceae
Exons: 2
Coding region: 111-740 (209 amino acids)
Source: RefSeq, a predicted model, not a curated record